Messenger RNA from Malaya genurostris, 2810 nucleotides. RefSeq lists its product as uncharacterized. The record is from RefSeq and is a predicted model, not a curated record. The transcript is spliced from 9 exons. Bases 52 to 2589 code for a protein of 845 amino acids. NCBI's taxonomy places the organism in Eukaryota, Metazoa, Arthropoda, Insecta, Diptera, Culicidae.
UUAUCUCAUUGGACAUCCAGCUUGACUUGUGUUCUGUUGUGAAAUUUCAGAAUGGCCAACGGGUGCGAUUGGAUCAACGAUGCUUUGCUGGAGCAUGUGCUAAAGGCUGAGCAAGGUUCCAAUCGGAAGAAUCAGAAUCUUCAGAUAGUUGAAUUCAGUGUUUCGCCCGCUACUAAAAAGGGCGAUAACUAUGCUAGUGAAAUGUUGAGAGCCACGGUAGAGUAUAUGCGGGAUAAUAAACGCGAAAAAUGUACUCUGAUUUUGAAGGUUAUUCCAUCCGGAGACAUACAACGAGUUGUGAUGGAAAAGAAUAACAUUUUCCCCAGAGAGAUCGCCGUUUAUAAAGACAUUCUUCCAGGAAUCCAUCAGUUAUUGAGAACCAUAGGAGAUUCAACUUCAAUUUCUCCCCAAUGCCUACUCACAACGAAUGAACCGAAAGUCAUGCUAGUAUUCGAAGAUUUAAAGGCAAAGGGCUAUCAGAUGGUGGAUCGGAAACGGGGUUUGAACAAAAAUCAAACCAGAUUGGUUUUGAAAAAAAUAGCAAAGUUACAUGCCUGCUCCGCUGUUCUGUAUCAGAAGAAUCCCGAAAUUAUGGAGCCGGUCCUUGAGGGUGCGAUCAGUACCAAUCCAAAUAGGCAAGAUUUUCUUAUUUUCUAUAAAAUGUGUGCCCGGCAAGUGAUAAAACUUGUUGAUAGUUGGAACGAUCCAAAAUACCAAUCUAUUUUGGAAAAACUUCGUAAUCUGCCGGAAACCACAAUUGCCAAAGGUUGCCAAGUCUACACGCGAAAUGAUGCCGUUUUCAAUGUACUGAAUCACGAUGAUGUCUGGACUAGUAAUUUGAUGUUCAAAUACGAAGGCGACAAACUAGAUGAUGUUCUAAUGUUUGACUACCAGCUGGCGUAUUUUGGAUCUCCUGGAGUGGACUUGAAUUAUUUCCUGUAUGGAUCGGUUCAACCGGAUAUUCGCGAACAAUGUUGGUUAGAACUUAUAAGGGAGUACUAUGACAUUCUUAACGAAACGUUGAAGAAAUUAAACUACGAAGGUCACAUUCCAUCGCUUCAAGAGAUACACGUUGAAAUCAUACGAUCUGGAUAUCACAGUGUCAACGCGGUGUUUUGCUUACUGCCCCUAGCCAUGAUGGAGAACACUGAGAAUGCCGAAAUGGAUGUGUUUCUUCAGGAAAGCGAUGCCGGGGCAGCAUUCCGUCAGCAAAUAUUUGCCAACCCGAAGUAUGAACCUAUUCUCAAAGAGGCCUUGGUGAAGUUUGACCUUUUAGGUUAUUGGCAGUCAGUCCGCGUCGUGCGUUUGUGUGCACCAGGCAAAACACGGUCCGCUAUGACGGAAUAUUGCGAAAUUGAGUGUGCUUCGGACGCGUGGAAAAAUGCCGCUUUUUACGUGGAUAUCGUUGGAGCGGAUUUGGUGCUACCGACGGAUGCGUUCCGGGUAUUGGAUAUUCAAAUCGCAAAUGCUACUUCGAAACCUGCAGGCUACAUGUCUGUGAUGCAUCGGGUCACUGUACGCGUUCAGUUCCGCGAAGAUGGAAAACAACGAAUUUUGACUUACCUCGUGAAGGAGAAGUCGGACCAAGUUUUAAGUAUUGAAGUAGUAAACAGUUUACUAGCUUUUCCGAAGGAAAUAGAAGUCUACAGCAAAUUUUUACCUGCAUUCGAACGGCUCUGGAUUAACGAAGGAGUUAAAUUUGGACCACGAAUAUUCAAAACUAUAUCUUCGCCGGUACCUUUGCUUGUAUUAGAAGAUUUGAAAACGUCGGACUAUUGCAUGAAAGACUGUAGCGUUGGACUGAGUCUCGAAGACUGUGAGAGAGUGCUGGAACUGUUGGCAAAGUUUCACGCAGCUUCUGUUGUGUACUACGAGCAGAACGGUUCAUACUCGGAUGAUUUUAGUGACGGAUUAUUUACCGACAGAUUGGUUCCACAAUAUGAAGAGUAUUACGUUCCCAUGUUCGACUCAUACCUACAGGCGUUGGAAGAUCUCGGAUAUUCAUCAUCCAUAUUAGACACAUUGAGUCAGUGGAAAGGACAGCUUUAUUCGAAACUUUGUAAAUUAUUCAGGAUAGACCACACAAAGUUCAACGUUCUCAAUCACGGUGAUGUUUGGGUCAAUAACAUUCAGUUCAGCGAAAAAGAUUUACUCCUGAUUGAUUUCCAGAUCCCUUUCUUUGGGUCACCGUCUUUCGAUUUGCUAUAUUUCAUCAUCACUUCGGCUGCAUUCGAAGUUCGAACCGACAAAUUUGAUCAUCUCAUCGAACAUUACCACAGCCACUUGAUUGAAGGAUUGCAGCAUCUGAAUGCCACUACAAAGGGUCCAACGUUGCAGCAGUUACACGGUGACAUUGUCGACCACGGAUUUUUAGCAUGUAUUCUGUCGUUCGAUAGUCUUGCGUUGAUGCUGGUGACGCCAGAACUAGAAUUGGUCCUGGACCUUUUGGUUGCGGAUUCUCCUGCUGGAGUAGAGUACCGGAGAAAGAUAUAUAUGAAUGAUAGUUUUGUGCAAAUGAUAGCAAAACUUAUGCCAUUUAUGUGGAAGAGAGGUUUCUUGGAAUAUCCGGAAUCGUUGAGCGCGGUGUGAACAAAUUUGGUUUUAUAUUCACCGUAAUACAAGAGGCUUUUAAAGAUUAAAUUUUGACGAAAUUAGCUCUUUUGCUUACCGAAUUCUACAUUAUUUUCUCUACGUUUCAACUUGGUAUUAUCAGUGCAUUCUAUCCAAGUAUAAUUCAACUCUGCAGACUGCUGAAGAAAAUAAUAAAUUUGUUCAAUUGGUAUCUACCUAAUUGAAAUACGUAAACAAAA